Molecule: messenger RNA, 855 nt
Organism: Ostertagia ostertagi
Lineage: Eukaryota; Metazoa; Nematoda; Chromadorea; Rhabditida; Trichostrongylidae
Source: the annotation of a GenBank genome assembly
UCCGUACGCGAUGAAGAGGAGGAACCGGAACAGCGAUAUAACUUGAGACCGAGGAAACAAAUAAACUAUGGUAAUAACCCAAUUCAACUAGUACGCCAAGUUCCUCUAGUCUCUCUUAUCCUGGCAAUUCUCGGCUUUGUGGGGAUUACAAGUUCCACAAGUACAGAACAGCCUCACUCUAUACGCUGUAUACCAGGGUGCUAUGUUUUCCUUUAUGUUCCACUUGUAGUCGGAAGUCCGGUACGCAUAUUGGCAGGUGUUGCACUUCGUGGUAUCUGUCAUAUCGUUGGUGUUGUCUUUCGACGACUCGGCAACAUUGGACAACGAAGACGUCGAAGAAAACCGGCUGAUCUAGUAGAACUCUUAGCCGUGGCGUCACUGAUAGUUUGCCAAUACAAAUGCGGAGAAAGUUGUCAACAAGUCGACUUAUUUUCGCACACCUCCACAUGGAAUUCGUUCACGCUAACUUUGUCCUUAGUGAAAUCUGCUCCAACUCCUUUGCUGAACACUCCGUUUAUUACCGACGGCAAUUCCACCGCUAUAUGGAAUCCGCAAUUAACACCACUGUUGGAAUGCCAAAAUAGGUCUCAAGCCCAAACGUUUGACUGCAACAUAGCAAACAAGUGCGUGUGCUACCCAGCCGAAACGCAAGCAAACUGCAAUUGUGAAAAUCUUAACAUUUCGGCGUGGAUUCAUGACUUACGGCAUCGACUUCCUUUGGUGUUCCCCUCGGUGAUCUUCAAAAGGGACAGAGAAGGACAAGUUCAUGCAACAAUUCCUAGUAUGACGACAGCAGAAAUAAUAAUGACGAUGCAAGGCAAUCUGGAAACCGACAUUUUGGUUGAUGAAGCCACA